Messenger RNA from Nematocida parisii ERTm1, 2745 nucleotides. RefSeq lists its product as uncharacterized. The transcript has a single exon. The record is from RefSeq and is a predicted model, not a curated record. The coding region runs from base 1 to 2745 and encodes 914 amino acids. Lineage: Eukaryota; Fungi; Microsporidia.
AUGCUUAAUAUACUGCUAAAUUUACUGAUGGUACAGAUAAUAUGUGGUAAACUGGGUGUUAGUGAUAUAAAAAUAAUACAAGAAACGCCAAUUAUAUCUAAUACGAAGUACCUGAUAAAUGGAUCAGGAUCACUCUCUCCAUUACGUGGAUAUAUUUAUCAUACAGAUGGAUAUACGCAUAAUAAACGGUUAUUUUCACCCGAAAUCAAGGUAAAGUACAGUUUAAAAAAAGAAGCCAAGUCUAAUAACUUCAUGCACUUCUAUAAAUAUGAAAGAUUCCCUGGGUCGGAUAAAUUCAGAAUACCACUGAAAUUUAAACCCACUGAAAAUCAGAAAUACACGCAGGAAUACCACUCUAGAAUUAUUAAAAUGUUUCCAUCUGCAGUGGGAGACCUUUCAAUUGAAGCAGGAAGAGAUAAUGCAUUUACGCUAUUUUUAAAAUCAGAUACAACUAAACCGUAUACAAAAUAUAUCCUUGCCAGUUUAUUACUCCUGUCAGAAGGUGUGGAUAUGCGUAUUUCAGUGGAUUACAGUAAUAAUAAGAAAAGGCUUAUACUGAAAAAUAAAAAAGAGACAAAGGAGUACAUUAAUGCGGAUAUGUGCAUUGAUGUAAUAGAUUCAAACCAGGAAAUUGUUAAAAUUGGAGUAUACCAGAGUGAAGUAACUGAAAUUAUUAACUUCUUUCGUAGGUAUAGAGUAUGUCCAUCUGAAGGGAGUAACAGCACUCCUUCAGAACCCAGGAGUAAAGAGGAAUUUAAAACUGGAAUAUUUAUGAGCAGCAUAGGGUUCCUUAUAGAAUCGUAUAUUUUUGAGUAUAUUGAUAAUGUACAGGAAUAUAUAGAAUUUAUAGAUGCCGUAUACGAACUAUUAUGUGAUCAGAUGGAGAGAGAUCCAGAACAAUUAAGUGAUAAGAGAAGGAAGAUAGAUAAAGUAUUUGAUAGAUUAUUUGUGCCUAUAGAGUCACUGGAUAAUGAACUGAAAUAUAUUAUGCCACUGUACAGUAUAAAACAGACAAUGGAUAAGUAUAUGGUAUUCCCAUUCUGUGAAUCUAGUCAAUUACCCAUAUAUACUCGUAUAGAGGCAUAUACGCUAAGUAAUGGAGUAUUCAAGGUUAAUAAGAAUGUGUAUUACAGUGACUGUGUGGAAUCAGCACUUUUAGGUCUUUUUUGUUGUUUAGCAUACGAUCCUGAGACGCAUGAAUACACCACCAAGCAUAUGGGGAAUACUUUAUCUGCCCACAUAAAGAAAUUCUUUGAGAAAUACCCAAGGCCAACAAAUACCACUACAUACGAAAUGCAUUUAGACUGGAGUAAAGUUGUGUGUUAUUUAAAUAAUGAAAGGAUUUCUUAUGUUGGUAAUAAAGUAGAAUUAAGGAGUGGAGUACUAAAUAUUCUUCAAGUUAUAAAGGAAAUAACAGGAAUAAACACAAGUGCAUGGAAUGUGACAAAUACAGCUGGGAGUAAUCCAUUGAAUAUUAUACAGAAAUUAGAUAAAAAUAAUUUGUAUAGUAUAGAAGAAUCUGUUAGGCAUGCAUUUAUGUCAUUAACAAAGAAUUCUUCACUGAAAGUACAGUGUAAAGAAUUUGACUUUAAAAAGCGAUCGGAUGAUGUAACUGAUGCAUUUGGUAAAAUAGAGUUAAUUUAUACGUAUGAUAAUAUUGUACAUGGAAUAUGCUUAAAUGUACAACCACGCCAUACGCAUAUCUCUCUUUUAUACCCAUCAUCAUCUUUCUUAGAAAAAUUAUCAGAACAGAUAAAUCAGAUAAAAACCGACCAUAAUGAAAUUAAUAAUUAUACUGGAUACUUGAUUAAUCAGCACAUAACCAGUAAAAUAAGACAAAUUUCAUUAAGGUCAGUGAAUAGUGAAUAUAUACCAAAAAAUGAGAUAUAUACAUUCUUACAGAAUUAUUCUGGCAGUGUGUGUGAAUUAUUUAUACUCAGGAAAAUUGACAGUGUUGAAUAUAAAUCUUUUAUAUUCAGGUGUAUACUGCUGUACUCACAGAAAAAUCAGUUAAGUGAGAAUAAUCCAUUGGUGCAGCUCAGUUCAAAUAUACUUGGAAGUGUUCCAUUGGAUGAUUUAAACACAAGACUGUCCAUGCUGAAUAGUUGUAUAUGUAAUUUAAAUUAUUCUAAAUAUUAUCCAGAUAUUGAAUAUACACUAACAAAUAUACCCAACUCUGAAUUUAGUUUAUUACAAGUGUGUGGUGUAUUUGACUGUAUAAUAGAAUCUGGUGAAUUAGACCAAUUAUUAACUUGUUUGGACAUAAGCUUAAAAUUAUCACGGCGUAGAGUAUCACUAGAUAUAUUAUUAAGAAGAAAAUUAUCAUCUGCUGAAGUAUUAGAAUUUAUAUUUAGAUCAGGUAGUAUACGUGCUGUGAAUAAUAUUCAGAAUAUUCUUGAGAGUUAUGUCAGCAGGGAUGAUAAAGAAUUAAACACCCUGUAUAUCAUGUGGUUUAUAACCGCAUGUAAAAGGUCUAAUUAUUCAUCUGAAUUAGUCAGAUAUACGUAUAACCUUAUAAAUUACGAAUUUAUACCAGAUGUGUGCACAUACGCAAAAGAAAACAAGUGUAAUUUCGAUUUAAUUAUAUCUGCUUUAUUAAAGGAGAAAGAUAAAUUACGUAUAAAGAAGGACAGAAAGAGUAUGAAAAAGUAUAAAAAAAUAGUAAAACAGUUUAAUGAGUCUACAGGAAUAUUCUCAAAGUACUAUAUUAAAACUAUAGCGUAUAUCACACAGUUUUUAAUAUAA